Messenger RNA from Drosophila ananassae, 3988 nucleotides. Its product is annotated as AF4/FMR2 family member lilli. Bases 1283 to 3361 code for a protein of 692 amino acids. Gene Ontology annotation, molecular function: DNA-binding transcription factor activity, RNA polymerase II-specific; RNA polymerase II cis-regulatory region sequence-specific DNA binding. The transcript has 2 exons. NCBI's taxonomy places the organism in Eukaryota, Metazoa, Arthropoda, Insecta, Diptera, Drosophilidae. The record is from RefSeq and is a predicted model, not a curated record. Gene Ontology annotation, biological process: regulation of DNA-templated transcription.
GACCACCCUUAUAAGCCCGAUGUCGGGACCAACUAACUCUCAUAAGCAUUCAAGAGUUGCUUACGUUCGGUUCGUUCGCAUUUCUUCUCUAUCUUAUAUAAUAUUAUAUUUUCUCCUAAAUCAAUUUUUUCACUACCAACAACAACAACAAUAAUAACAACUCAACUCAACUCAAAACUAAACUCUUCUCAAAACUCGCGUCAACCUUAACUUUAACCUUUUACCAAAACUCAACUGCAACUACAACUCAACUGUCUCAACUUUCCGUUUUGCUAAAUCCAAAAACAAAACAUUUAUUUUUGACUCUCGGCAUCGAUCAAGUUUUGGUUUUUCGAAAUUGUUUCCACCAAAAAAAAACACAAAACGAGGAGCCAACGACGGAGCCAUCCAGCCAAAGGAUAUAGCCGAAAUCCCCCCCGAAAGUUAUGUUUUGAGUCGAUUCCGUGUAAAAACAAAACGUAAACGCCAACGUAAACGCAAAUGUAAAAAUCGAUAAGCCACACGCAGCCAGAAAACUCAACGCGAACGUGUCCGUGUGUGUGCUUUCUCCGCUUUCUCUGUUUUCCGUUUCUCCUGCUGACCAAAAAAAGAAAAAAAAUACGGUUGGCCCUGGCCAAAAAGGCUGAACGAACUCCGGGCCAUCCGACACAAAAUAAAGUAUAAAAAAAAAGCCUCAAAAAACCAAAAAAGGACACUGCGGCAAAUGACGGGCACUCUGGCACGAGAUUACCCAGCGCCGUCGAAAUGUGUGAAGUGGCUGUGAAACCCGAGGAAUCCUACUACUACUACUACUGAAAUCCUACUACUACACUCCCCCCAAAACAGGAAAAAUAAACCAAUUUACAAUAACAUGCAAAUUAUGAAGAAUAUUUAACCAUAAAAAAAACAAAAAGAAGUAAACGGAGCAGGACGAAAAGCCGAAAAAAUGCCAGAAGAAGCCUGAUAAGGAAGGACCUGUAACCUAUUGAAAUCCUGUCAAAACUCUAAAAGAACUUUCGGCGAGCCAAACUCUAUAUAUUAUAUUACUAUAUAUAUUAUAUAUAUUUUCCAUGCGAGAUAGCCACAGUCACGUUUCCUUUCCGCUUCUGCCACCAACAAGAAUACCCCCUGAGACGGUCUUUGCUCGCUCGAAAUUCGCCACUCGCUUCAGCACUUAGCCUCUAAACUAGGUCUCAACUCCAGGAUCUAACUAGCCAAACCAACACAAGCCACAACUCUAAGCCUUCGAACCUAUAAUUUCUAAGCCAAUCUGGAAACUCAAAAGCCCCUUCACAACAAAAACAUGCCACGCUGCCUGAUUGCUAAAAAGUGGAAGGCUUAUCCCUGGCUGGAUCGGCCGGAGGAUAAUGCCCAGCAACAACAACAGCAGCAACAACAACAACAACAGCAACAGACACCCACAGCCACUUCCAGGGAUCUUGAGGAGAUGCCACAUCUGAAGUCCAGACGCUCCACCCUGGACGAGGAUGAAGAGAUCGAUGUGGUGGGUGACAAAUAUUUGACCAAACUGGAAAAGCAACGCACAACAAUUGCAGCCAUUGCGGCAGCAGCAACAGCCACAGCAUCCGUGGAGGCGGCAGCAGCAGCAGCAGCAGCAGCAGCCAACCAGCACAGUGGAACCAGCGGCAUCGAGAGUACGACGGCAACAUCCACAACGACGGCCAAGUGCUGGGGUCCCAGUUCGCCAACGGCGGGUACAACGGCCCCCAGUCCGCCGCCUCAUUCCCCGGAGGCGGCGACGCGAGUGGCCGGAAAUGUUUACAACGGAUACACCCGCGAACUAUCGCCGCUGCAUUAUACCGCGUACCUGCCCCGCAUGGAGAGCGAAAUUACCGUUAUCCGUGCCGCAGCCACAGCCCUGGUGGCAGCAGCCUCAGCCAACUCGGCGACGGCAGGCGGGGAUCAGCACCUGGCCGCCUACCAGACACCGCCCUCGUCCACCACCUCCUCGCCCUCGUGCUCGCCCAGCGGCAACGGGGACCGCUACAGUCCGAUAUCCUCCGGACAGACGACCAGCGAACGGAAGUGCUUUUCGAGUACGGGAGCCACGUUGUCGCUGCCGCCGAAGAAGAAGGACAUUUACAGGCCGUACUCCCUCGACGAUAAGCCGGCGCACGGAUACCGGCGAAGGAUACCAGCGGAGGAGGACCUGCAUGCGGCGCACGCCAUACUGGAUUUGAGUGCCUCCACGGCCUUCCACCCGCCCACGCAGCCACAUCAGUUGCAGCAACAGCAACAGCAUCAGCACCUGCCGUUGCAACAGCAACAGCAGCAACAUGCCACACCGCACCACACCCACUUCGCGGCAUUGGAGGCGCAUGCGCAUCUGCGCAACACCUCAUCGAUUGCCGAACUGGCUGCAGCAGCCAGUGCGGUAAACGAGCAACAUCAGCAGCACCAGCAACAGCAGCAGCAGCAACACCAACAGCUGCAACAACAGCGACCGGCCAGCAAUCUCUCCAGCGCGAGCAGCAGCCAUGCCAGCCUCUCCAGCUCUAGCUCCAGUUCCAGCAAUGUCCAAAACGAGAACAGCAACACCACAAACACCAAUCAGCAGGAGGUCCUCUCGCUGUCGCCCGAGUCCCCCAGCGAUGGAGAGAGUGCCACAGGUUCGGUGGGUUCUGGAACGGCGGCCAAGACGGUGGCCUACACCUACGAGGCCUUUUUUGUGAGCGACGGACGUUCCAAAAGAAAACAUACCGCAGAUCCGGCGGCGUCUGCCACCGGUCUCCCGGCGCAGGAGCAGCAGAAGACCAAGUACACGUGCUCCGAGUGUGGUAAGCAGUACGCUACCUCCUCGAACCUGUCGCGCCACAAGCAGACGCAUCGCUCCCUGGACUCGCAGUCGGCCAAGAAGUGCCACACCUGCGGCAAGGCCUACGUCUCCAUGCCGGCACUGGCGAUGCACGUGCUCACCCACAAGCUGUCGCACAGCUGCGGCGUGUGUGGCAAGCUCUUCUCCCGACCCUGGCUGCUGCAAGGACACCUGCGAUCGCACACCGGCGAGAAGCCGUACGGAUGUGCGCACUGCGGCAAGGCCUUCGCCGACCGGUCCAAUCUUCGGGCCCAUAUGCAGACCCAUUCGGUGGACAAGAACUUCGAGUGCAAGCGAUGCCACAAGACGUUCGCUCUCAAGUCGUACCUCAACAAGCACCUGGAGUCGGCCUGCCUCAAGGACGAGGAGGAGCUGAUGAUGUCCAUGUCGCUGGCCAUGCACGACGGCAGCAAUAGCGAGAGCGGGGCCAGUAUGGCCUCCUCGCCGCCGCACGAAUUCCUCGAGCGGGUGAAAAUGGAGGCGGUGGGCGGUGGCGGUGGCGGUGGCGGCGCGAACUGUGGCGGUGGACCAGCGUAUGCCAUGUAAGGAGAAUAGAAUGCUGCAGCAAGCUGCUUAGCUGGUUAGUUAAUUUACCGUUAAUGUUAAAGUUACCGUUACCAUUUACAACUAGGUUAACCGAUAGACGUUUUUUAUAGAAAAGAGAAAACAUACAUCACAAUACGUCCAAGAGCAAGUGUAGUAGAGUAACACAGAGACUGUAGAAAUUCGCAUUAGGCAGCCAAGCAACCAAAAAAACAAAAAAAAACCAAAAAAAUAAUACUCCCAGGGGUGUUACAGAAAUCUUAAAAAUUGAAAUAUUUUUUAGAGAUUUCCCUAGCCUCCCUGCCAAGCAAGACUACCUUUUAGCUUAAGCGAGUUGAACAUUCCUAAUGACCCAAAACCAAAAAAGAUCUAAAAAGAAAACACAACAAAAAAAAAACAUUCCACACCCAAAAAUCACACACACACUGAAUACACACACAGAGAGCCUUGUGUAUGAGGCAGUAUGCCACAUGCAUUCCGAGAACCUGAAGAAAUCUAUGAAAUUCUAGCAGCUAUAUUCAAUCUAUCUAUCUAACUAACAAAACUAACAAAACAAAAAUCUGAUAGGAGUACUAUAUUCAAAGCAUAUAUAGAGUGUACUUAUAAUCCGUAGCUAACACACACUCUAAC